AUGGCUACCUGCGCUCAUGUUGCAACGUUGAAGAAUAAUCAACUCUUGGAACAAAUUCGUUUUAUAAGCUCGCAAAUUAUUACUCCUACAAGCCAACUUCCACCUAAUAAUGAUUUAAAGGUCAUUCUAUCACAAUGCCAUAUUUGCAAAAAAUACCAAAAGAGGUUAUACGCCUGUGUCCAAUGUGUAUUCGUCGGUUGCUAUGAUCAUAGUCAUAUUCAGCAUCAUGCGAAAGUCGCAAAGCAUCAAUUAGCCAUUGAUACACUACGUGGUACACUAUUCUGCACUGAAUGCGGUAAACAUAUUUACGAUCCUGAUGUUGAAAAUAUUCACUGUCAGAGGAUGCAAUUGCCAAGCUGCAAAGGCCACCUCAAGCAAGUCUACAAAUACAACUACUGGAGACCAUCUGCAAAAGAAGUGCAGUUACUCUCCCGUAAUAAUACCCGAUACAAGCUAUCAUUGAAAUCUAAAAUAGGACUUAAAGGAUUAGCUAAUUUAGGCAAUACGUGCUUUAUGAAUAGUAUAGUUCAAGCAUUAGUUCAUACACCUAUCUUGCGAGAUUAUUUUUUAUCCGAUAAACACCAAUGUAGCCAUGAUAACAAUAAUACUUGCAUUGCCUGUGAAUUAGCCAGUAUUUUUCAAAAGUUUUAUUCUGUUGGAUCGUUGCCUCAUAUUCCGAACAAAUUAUUAUAUCUAAUCUGGACAAAUGCGCGUCACAUGGCUGGAUAUGUACAACAAGACGCUCAUGAAUUCUUAAUUGCUAUUCUAAAUGCUCUCCAUGGACACUUUAAAAGAGAAUUGAGUUCGUCAUUUAACGAAAUAAUAGAUAAUAACUGUCGAUGUAUUGUUCAUCAAAUAUUUGCUGGUAAUAUGCAAUCCGAUGUUACAUGCCAAAAAUGCGGAAAUACGUCUACAACUAUAGAUCCCUUCUUUGAUAUUUCCAUGGAUAUUGGGUCUCUGGAGAAUGAACGUUGCGAUCUUUCAUCUGCUUCGACUGUCUAUGAAACUGGUGCGAACUCAUCUGUAACUUUGUUAAACUGCCUUGACAGAUUCACCCAUGCCGAAACACUAGAUCAUGCUAAAUUGAAAUGUCAUCGAUGCCAUGAAUAUUCUCGAUUUGAACACUCUAAGAAAUUUGGUAGAAAAAUUACAACCUAUGUUGCCUUCUCAGAUAUCUUAGAUAUGAAGCCCUAUGUUUCUAAAUUAAGAAUUAACAACGGAGAAUCUGGUCACGCAGACAACCAGAAUGCAAAAUCGUGUUCCUCAAGUGUUCGGUAUUGCUUGUUUGCUGUCAUAAAUCAUAGUGGCACUUUAGAUAGCGGACAUUACACGUGUUACGUUCGACAACCGUAUAAUCAGUGGUUUGAAUGUGAUGACGCAAAGAUACGGAAAGCUACAACAAAAGAUGUAUUAUCGAGCGAAGGUUAUCUGUUGUUCUAUCACCGAGAGACUUUAGACUAUGAAUAG
Molecule: messenger RNA, 1467 nt
Organism: Trichoplax adhaerens
Lineage: Eukaryota; Metazoa; Placozoa; Uniplacotomia; Trichoplacea; Trichoplacidae
Exons: 15
Coding region: 1-1467 (488 amino acids)
Biological process (GO): protein deubiquitination
Molecular function (GO): zinc ion binding; cysteine-type deubiquitinase activity
Source: RefSeq, a predicted model, not a curated record